Messenger RNA from Caenorhabditis elegans, 1090 nucleotides. It is a transcript of the gene Y40B10A.5, whose product is annotated as G-protein coupled receptors family 1 profile domain-containing protein. Gene Ontology annotation, cellular component: membrane. The coding region runs from base 1 to 978 and encodes 325 amino acids. Gene Ontology annotation, biological process: signal transduction; G protein-coupled receptor signaling pathway. Gene Ontology annotation, molecular function: G protein-coupled receptor activity. The transcript has 8 exons. The record is from RefSeq and is marked reviewed. Lineage: Eukaryota; Metazoa; Nematoda; Chromadorea; Rhabditida; Rhabditidae.
AUGUCCGAUUCCAACGAGAUCAAAUUCUCUAACCAAUACACUAAAGAUUAUGAUAAGACAUUUAUCAUACUUUACCUAGUUGAAGGCCUAUUUAUCAUUCUUGCAAACCUAUUUUUAACUAUCAGAUUAUUUACAAAUCGUCAGUUGAGGGCACAGAAAGAAUUUGUAAUAAUUGGUGCUUGCUUAUUUUUCGAUGUAAUAUUCGGCAUCACUUAUUUUAGCGCUGGUGUUUAUCGUGCAAUUCUAGUUAUUAUUUAUGAUAGAUUCCCACUCGUCUCCAUGUGGGAUUGUUUCAUGACUGUACACAAUCAAUUCUUCAUAUUAAUUGUAGUUAUGGCUGGAAUUACAUUAGUUUUCACCGCAAUCGAUCGAUUUAUAUGUGUAUUUUUUCCAUUUCGAUAUUUGAAACUUCACAUUGAGUACGCGUAUAUGCUUAUGUUUUUGCCAUAUCUCAUUGUUAUCCCGUUGUGGAUUCCUGCUGCAAUUGGUGCAUAUGAUAAUUAUUCCGUGAAAAACUUCACCAUGAACUGUCUCAUGAAUCAAUCGCUACCCUUGGACCUUUAUACUCUCUAUCGUACCAUCCGUAUCCUUACAACAAUUGCCUGUAUUUUCAUAUACCUUCCAAUUUUCAUCAAAAUGUGCAUCCGAACUCAGAGUAUCUACAAUCAUACCAAGUUUGCGCCGGGCUCCACCAAAAACGGAAAGCGGUUGUUGAGCAUGACGAAGACAGUGGCGAUGAUAACUGGCAGUACUAUUUGUUUAUUUACGGUGCCGGAUUUGAUUACCUAUUUUUCGCCAAUGAUCAGUUCGAAUGUUUUGUAUUUAAUGAAUUUAAAUAAGGGCGUCGUAAACCUCUUCAUCUUCCUCACAACUCAAAAAGUACUCAGAGACUUGAUGUUUCCAGGCUCGGCGAGAAAGACGUCAGCUAUGCUCCCAUCACGAACCACACGAACCAACCACACAAUAGUCGUACAUUGAAUUUGCCCGUUUUUCAAGAAAAAUAGUUAAUAUUUAUAAUUUCGACAAACCGUUUUUUAAAAAUUAUUUUACAAAAUUCGUUUUCUUGUUUAAAUAAAAUUGUUCUGCGAAU